Molecule: messenger RNA, 999 nt
Organism: Tripterygium wilfordii
Lineage: Eukaryota; Viridiplantae; Streptophyta; Magnoliopsida; Celastrales; Celastraceae
Product: nudix hydrolase 13, mitochondrial-like
Exons: 6
Coding region: 165-821 (218 amino acids)
Cellular component (GO): nucleus; cytoplasm
Molecular function (GO): pyrophosphatase activity
Source: RefSeq, a predicted model, not a curated record
CUCUUUUUUCAAACAACAUAUGAAGAAGAGGGUGCUUGAGAUUUGUUCUUCUCGUCUUUGUCGGCGUCAAUCCAUGUAUAUAGAUAGGAUAGGUACUUGCGCAGUCAUUGUGGUGCUUCGCUUGGCUUCUUCUCUAUAAGGAUAUAAGUUGUCAAGAGAUAAUCAUGUCCUCUUCGUUGGCAAGAAGUGGCAGACACAAUCAACGGUAUCUUGAUCAGUUUCGGCUCGUCGCCGGGUGCAUCCCUUAUAAGAUUGAGAGCAAUGUCGAGGAUCAGAAAUGUAGUCCAGAGAGCAGGAUUCUUGUCCUCAUGGUUUCCACACCAAAUCGCAACGAUCUGGUAUUUCCAAAGGGAGGCUGGGAACAAGAUGAGACAAUCCUCGAAGCAGCGUGUCGUGAGGCCAUGGAGGAAGCUGGAGUAAAAGGAAUACUUGGUGAAUAUCCUCUUGGAGUAUGGGACUUCAGAAGCAAGAGCACACAGAAUAGCUGCAGCCUGGAAGGAGGAUGUAGAGGCUACAUGUUUCCAUUAAAGGUUGAUGAAGAGCUUGACCACUGGCCACAGCAGGCUACUCACAACAGAAAAUGGCUUAAACCAGAGGAAGCAUUUAAGCUGUGCCGAUACGAUUGGAUGAGGGAUGCUCUAAGAAAUUUGUUGAUCAGAUUAUCUAAAGAUGGUAGAGUUGGAGCAAGAGGAGACUUGGAUGAACGUCCCAUUAUCCCCGUUCCGGAUACCGACCAUCAUCAGGCUGUUUUUGACAGCAAUCUGGUGUCCAGCACCCUGAAGAAUCCUCCUCCACAAACUGUGCUGUGCAGGCUGGAGUAGUAGUUCUGAUUUGUAAAUUUGUUGGUCCAUUUUCAAUGUGGAUGAUCACAGCUGAACUUGGGUCUUUGUACAGUCUUUUUCCAAUUGUUUCUUCUAAAAUGUGAAGAAACUAUUAGUACCCAACAUUGAGUUUCUGGUUAUUUGUAAUCAAGGCACUAAAAGCCGCCCAUUGUUCAAA